This is a messenger RNA of Esox lucius (northern pike), 2145 nucleotides long. RefSeq names its product thioredoxin domain containing 9 (gene txndc9). The transcript is spliced from 5 exons. Gene Ontology annotation, biological process: microtubule cytoskeleton organization. Lineage: Eukaryota; Metazoa; Chordata; Actinopteri; Esociformes; Esocidae. Gene Ontology annotation, cellular component: cytoplasm. The coding region runs from base 183 to 863 and encodes 226 amino acids. The record is from RefSeq and is a predicted model, not a curated record.
UGUACGUCUCUUUGUGUUCACGUAACUUGGUAGACAGUACCAGCUAGCCAACAUUAGCGUAAGUUAUGCUAGCUAGCUAGCUAUUGUUAGUGAGUGUUCAGUGGUCACGCAGACACUACAUGUUUUGCUAGCCCAGCUGUUCUACAAUUGUGAGUAUCAGAGGUUUCGUGCAGCUCUUAGUCAUGGCGAGUCAGUCUAUGGAAAUCAUGGCCAAGGCACUGGAGCAACAGGUCCUGCAGUCAGCCAGGAUGGUUGAGGAGAAGCUAGAUGCCGAGCUGGGAAAGUUGGAGCGCAUGGAUGACGACGAGAUGGAAAAGCUGAAGGAGAGGAGGUUAGAGGCCCUCAAGAAAUCCCAGAAACAGAAGCAGGAAUGGUUGUCUAAAGGUCACGGGGAGUACAAGGAGAUUGCCAGUGAGAAAGACUUCUUCCCGGAGGUGAAAGAGAGCAAUCGCGUCGUCUGCCAUUUCUACAGAGACUCCACCUUCAGAUGCAAAAUUCUGGACAAGCACCUAAGCAUCCUGGCCAAGAAGCACCUGGAGACCAAGUUCAUCAAACUGAAUGUGGACAAGGCGCCGUUCCUGACCGAGAGACUGCGGAUUAAGGUGAUUCCCACUCUGGCAUUGGUGAAGGAUGGGAAGACCAAGGACUACGUGGUGGGAUUCACUGACAUGGGAAACACAGAUGAGUUUCCAACAGAGGUUCUUGAGUGGAGACUGGGAUGCUCCGACAUCAUCAAUUACAGCGGUAACCUUAUGGAGCCUCCCACCCUGACACAGAAACCUGGGUCAAAGUUCACCAAGGUGGAGAAGAAGACCAUCAGAGGAAGAGGGUACGAUUCAGACUCUGGUUCUGAAGAUGACUAGAAGACCCGCCAACCUUGGUCACACUCUCAGGGCUACUUCCCACUACCCGGCAGAACCAUGGACCAUUUCCCACGUGUACUUUAUUUCCUGUCCUUCCUCGUUUUUAGAAUUUCUGUGAUGCUCUGUGUAUUACUUAAAUUCUGUUAGGGAUUAAAUAGUUGCUUUUUGUAGUGAGUGGAUGGAUGUUUGUGUAACAUUUUAGUUUAAUAUAUUCACAAGUGCUUUUUCAUUCAACAUUUAUUUCCUACUUGAAAAUAAGAGGAUUCCUGACUGAGCCACUGAACUUACGUUUAAUUGGAGUGGCUCUGCUAAGGAUGCUUGUUCUGUGCAGGAAUGUUUCAAUUCAUUACAUUUAGGGCUGGUUUCACAGAUUCAGCCUAGUCUAGGACUAAAAAACAAGAUCAAUGGAGUUUUCUAUUGAACUUAAUUUUUUAGUCCUAGUCUAGGCUUUCUCAGUGUCUGUGGAACCGGCCCGUAGACUGGAGAACCCCAGACUGCUGCUCUCAAUUAUAAUGACCCACUUUGAAAUUCAUAUGGACUCAUUUCACCGUUUGGAAGAGCCACAUUAUCGCCAGCUAAAUUAAAGGGAUUAACUAAUUUUUACAUGUGAUUUAAUUCUCAGUCUGUUUCCCUAAAGUUUUAAUGUUUUUCAUUCGAGGCAUUAGGUUGUCACAUUUUCCUGGGUCAUCCCAAUGAAAAUGACAUUCUCCUAAUGUCUUGGACCAGUAUUUCUAUAGAGAGUGUCACUGUUUCAUAAAUCCAUAUUUGCACCUACCAUCAGACUGAAAAUAAGGUAAAACAUUUUAAACUUCCCCUUUAACAUUGAUCCGUGUUGUUGAUCUGAGUAGAACGAGCCUUGAACUACUGCUGUUGCGAGCAACAAUGAAGUGCCAAGGACAUUCCACUACUGCUGCCCUCCCAGUCCUGUCAGUGUGUGAAAGUAGCACAGGGGUGAAUUCAUUCUGUUGCAAAACAUAAAAACUGAAGGAAAUGUAGUGUGACUUAGUUGAAUUUGUCCCAAUGGAAACAUUUGUCAAUCAUUCCAUUUGCAACAGAAUAGGUCGAAUGAAUAAACCCCUGGGGUGUAUUUAUUCGGCAAAACUAAAACAUUUUAGUUAAGAAAUGUGAUGGCAAAAGUAUUUUCUAAUGGACAAAUGUAGGUAUUCUGUUUUCUUUGUGUUCAAUUCUGCUUGGGGAAAUGUUUUUGUUUGGCAUAAUGAACACACCCCUGGUUUUGGAGUUCUAUUGAAAUUUGGUUGAUCUUAAUAAAUGCUUAUCAGCA